Jatropha curcas is the source of this 663-nucleotide messenger RNA. Lineage: Eukaryota; Viridiplantae; Streptophyta; Magnoliopsida; Malpighiales; Euphorbiaceae. The record is from RefSeq and is a predicted model, not a curated record.
AUGUCAAUAUGGUACUUAAAACUUCCGGAAUAUCGCGAGGAUCGCGGAACAGGUCCGCAAAUUUUUCGGAGGUCCGGAACUCCAAAAACGCCCCCCGGAGCGCAGGCGCGGGGUGUCCACACCGGCCCCGGAGACCGGUCGCCGGCCACGCCGGCAGCAGCCGCCAGCCUGGGUGCACCUGCCGCCGCCACUUUCCUGGGCAGCCGCCGCCCACGCCGGCGAGGCCUGCCGCCAGCUGCCCGCGGGGGCGCCGCGCGCGCGGGCGGGCCUGCCGCGCGGCAGGCCGGGCGGGGCUCCGCCCAGCCGAGCCGCGGCGAGGGCCUGUCGCCGCAGCCGGCGAGGCCGUGCCACCCACAGCGGCCUGCGCGGGGCCUGUCGCCCCGCGCAGGCGGGGCCUGGCCCCCACCCACGCCCAGCUGGGCGGCACCUGCCGCUCCGAGGGCUUGGGCGACACCUGCCCGGCCCAGGACCAGGCGGGGCUCCUGCCGCGCCACCGACUGGAGGCGGACAGCUGGCCGCGAGCUCACCAGCGGCACCCCCCGCCAAGCUUGGGCGGGGCCUGCCGCUCAGCGCCCACGACAGCCGGGGCUAGGCAUGACUUCCGCCCAGCCCCCUGCGGUACCUCUUGCCGCCCAGCGGCGACCGAAAAUGGCCUAUAAAUAG